GCAGCUGUCCAUCAUUCCAAAAGGGGCGUGUCCGGGAGCGAGGAAGAGGUCUCUGAGAGCGAUCAGCCCGAUGUCCUCGCGCUGCCUCUCUUUCGGAUGAUCUGUGGCGCCGUUGUUGGAAGUAUUCCUCCGGAUAAUCCUCACGAUCAAAACGAUGGAAAUCCUCCCUUCUGCGUCGUUCUGCAGACGCCGCUCGGCGUUGUUGGCGGCGCUUCCGCAUCGAUCGGACUGGGAUCCACCCCCCGUCAUCAUAUUCGGCCAUUUUCGAGCAGAUGCAGGAAUAUUGUCGCUGGAUUGCAACGCGGUGGCAGAGGGCUUCGGUGCUGGACAGAGAGGAAGGAGGGAAUGUCCACUGUUACCUCCCCUUUGUAUCAUGCUAUGGAGGUAUAUUGGUAUGUAUGUAUUGUGUCAUCCCAUCCUAAGGUGAGUAUACUUUGUGUGUUGUGUGUUAUGAAUAUUAGGGAUGUAUGUAGGUGUAUAUGGAUAUGAAUAUAUAGUAAUAUAAUAAUAUAACACCAUCAUGAUUCCAGGUAAGUAUAAUAAAUUGUUUAUAUUGUGAUGAUUAUAGGUGUGUAUAUUUAUAUAUGUAUGUGUGUUUGUAGAUAUCGUCACAUCCUGCAAGGUAAGUAUAGCGGACAAUUUUUAUUAUUAUGGAUAUAUGUGUAUAUAAUAUAAUAAAUAUAUAUGUGUUUGUGUAUAUCCCACCAUCAUACGGUGAGUAAUUGGUUAUGUGGUAUAUUAUGAAUGUAUACAUGGGCAUAGCUGUGUAAAGACACACACACAUAUGUUCAACUGUGUGUAUAUAGCCACGUAUGUAUAUAUACCAAUCUAUACACGCACAUAUAGACAUACGUAUGUACAUAUAUGGAUAUAUAUAUAUACAUAUGAAUGUGUACCCUUUCUUGUGGUGAGUAGGGUUAAUGAACUAUGUGUUGUAUUCCGUGGUAGGUCGAGGGGGUCUCGUGAGAGAGAGAGAGAGCGAGAGCCAGGCCCCCCGGAAAUCUGGUGCCCAGGUUGGUGAUCCAGAUAAGUUCCGCCCUACGGCGUUGGGCGAGACUCCAUCUUGGAUUCAUCUGGAGGACAGUUGCCCGGACGGCGGGCCAUCCGUGUCGGACAAAGUGCCGGACCAGACUAUAAAGGGCCUCAACCUCUUCGUGUGUCAGAUUGGCGGCGACCGCAGGUGCGCAGCCCGAACCCGACAGUGUGAGACCAUCAGACCGGACCAUCUCCUGGAACUCCGGAGGCAGAAGUCCGGGUGUGGUGGUGUACCUGAGACAGUGGGUUCCCUGCGUGUCGUGCUCCCGAAGGUAGGGACCCAGUCUGGAGGGGAGCACGGAGGAUUGGAAAGGGGGGUGACAAACAUUCCCCCGUGGUCUUGUUCCAGUCGAGGUCCUCUUCUGUGUCCCGGUCGAGUUGGGACCCGUGGGUGGAUGUGGAGAUGUUCCAUGGGGACAUCACCGCACCAGGGUCCAAGGCGUUCUGCUCCUCCUCCAGCACGUCGAAGAGUGGGUCCUCGGGGAGUGAAGGCCUCCUGGGUGAUCUCAGGAGAGGGGUCCUGCGGCGUGGAAGAGGAGCCAGGGUAGGAGGAUCCUCACAGAUGGUGUCGUCAACCGGUGCGCUGCACGGGGAGCGGUGUGGUGUCCCCCUCUGCUGACUUGGUGGUUCCGGGGCUGCAGGGACGGGCGGUCGGCGGGGCAAGAAGAUCGGGGCUAUCCGUGUCGGAGGGCUCGCUGGUCGGUCUGCUGCCGGGGACCAGUCCGGGCCAGCGUGGUCGGUGUUGGUGGCGACCGACACACGGGUGACGGUUUGUGCUGGAGGACUUGUGGUCCGUGCCGCAGCAGGAGUCCUGUCAGGGACGACAGGGUCUGUGGAAGUGGCCACCGAAGUCCGGGUGGCAGGCCGGGGCGGCGAGGGACGAGUGGGAGGUACCACCUCCGUGUUGACGAGGAGGACCUCAAAGGCUGACGUAAUCCGGGCCUCGGCUUCACGGAGAGUGUCCCCCAUUAGUCUGCGUCCCAAAUGUUUUUUGGUCCACAUAGAAGCCAGCUGAAAGGCGGGCUUCCAGUCCUCAUCAAUAAAAUUGGUUAAUUUGUCCAA
Messenger RNA from Nerophis ophidion (straightnose pipefish), 2097 nucleotides. RefSeq lists its product as uncharacterized. The transcript is spliced from 7 exons. The record is from RefSeq and is a predicted model, not a curated record. The coding region runs from base 921 to 1583 and encodes 220 amino acids. NCBI's taxonomy places the organism in Eukaryota, Metazoa, Chordata, Actinopteri, Syngnathiformes, Syngnathidae.